Molecule: messenger RNA, 1753 nt
Organism: Momordica charantia (bitter melon)
Lineage: Eukaryota; Viridiplantae; Streptophyta; Magnoliopsida; Cucurbitales; Cucurbitaceae
Product: transcription factor E2FC
Biological process (GO): regulation of transcription by RNA polymerase II
Cellular component (GO): RNA polymerase II transcription regulator complex
Molecular function (GO): DNA-binding transcription factor activity, RNA polymerase II-specific; protein dimerization activity; RNA polymerase II cis-regulatory region sequence-specific DNA binding
Source: RefSeq, a predicted model, not a curated record
UCCUUUUAUUUCCGUUCCAUAUUCGAUCGCUUUCUCUCUCCUCAUUUUAUUCGCUUGCCGCUUCUCCGUACUCUUUUCUCUUAUUUCUCUCUCUCUCUUUCCCUCCAAUCUUCAAAAACCUCCAUUAACUCCCUCCCUUUUUCCUCCAUUGUUUCCGAUGUCGAACGCCGUCGAAGAUCUCAGCCACCGCCUCCGGCACUCCGAUUUCCGAUUUCAUCUCCUUCACCCUCACUCUCAGCACCAUCGCGACAUGUCUUCUUCUUCUUCGUCUUCAGCUCCAGCUCUUCCUCUGUGUUUCCGUCAGUAUCAUCGGCCUCCUCCGCCUCGGCUGAAUCAAUCCGAUACUUGUGCUGGCCGUCUCGCUCCCGACGCGCAUUCUACUGCUGCUGCUACGCUUGACUUGAAACAAACAUAUGACAUUAAUGCCGCUGAGGCUCUGGCUAGUAGACGAGCUUUAGCUUCUGAACAGAGGAUGCGAUCUGAUGAUUCUUCAUGUGAACCAGUAUCCUGUGCAAAUGGAAAGCAGAACAAAAAACCGAAGUUCCAGAAAAAUUCACAGUCUAGGACUGAGAGAUCAAUAGAUGAGCCUCUUGAUGGUCUUAAUCUACCUACUAAUGGUCGGUACGACAGCUCGUUAGGCUUCUUGACAAAAAAAUUUAUCAGGUUGGUUCAGGAGGCUGAAGAUGGAACACUCGAUUUAAAUAAAACUGCAGACGUAUUAAAGGUCCAAAAGAGGAGGAUUUAUGACAUUACAAAUGUUCUUGAAGGRAUAGGACUUAUAGAGAAAACCACGAUGAACCACAUACGUUGGAAGGGAUGCGAGAGGCGUGGGCCUCAAGAGCUCAACGAUCAAGUUAGUAGAUUAAAGGCUGAAGUUGAAAGUUUGUAUGAAGAUGAACGUAGACUUGAUGAUAUAAUAAGGAUGAAGCAAGAACUUCUGAGAAAUCUCGAGGAAAAUGCAAAUCACAGAAAGAACCUUUUUGUUACAGAAGAAGAUAUCUUGCAAAUUCCUUGCUUCAAGAAUCAGACACUUAUAGCAGUUAAAGCCCCCCAAGCUAGUUGUAUUGAAGUGCCUGAUCCCGAUGAGGAGGCUUGUUUUUCUGAGAGACAAUGUAGAAUGAUCAUCAAAAGCACCACUGGGCCAAUCAGUCUAUACCUCUUGAGGAACCAAAAACAAGGGCAAGAAGGAAGUAUUUCCAAGCAAGCGAAACUGUCUUCACAACAGCAAAAGAAUCCUAAUUUAUCUACUACCAACAAUGCCUGUUCUCCUUUCCGGGAGUUUCAUGGGAUGCAGAGAAUUUUACCUUUACAUCAUAAUAUAGACGAUGAUUAUUGGUUCCACUCUAAUUCUCAAGUGAGUAUUACGCAUUUAUGGGGUGAAGAACACAACUUUUAACUUGUCCCGGGAGACCAACAGUCACUGACCUCUGGUUUUUUAUGGAGCAUCACAUUUUUUUCCAUCACAGAGGCCAUUUUUCGACACUUUUCAUUUCUUACAGAAAUUUACUUACGAAGGAAUUCCUCAGAGAAUAAAGAGAGUAAUAAUGAAGUGUUUAUCAGCUCUCAGCCCAGAGAUAGGAAGUAUUUAUGUCUAUUCUCCGCAUAAUUUUCGUCUUAAAGAGGUACGUGAAGACCUUGUCACACUUAAAAAGCUCAUAUUAAUUUUCUUAGAUUUUCUUACUGUGUCUAAUUUGUUUAGGGAUUUUUAUAACGAUAUGAUAUUGCAUGUGUCAAGUGAAAUGCACAAUUUUAU